Messenger RNA from Caenorhabditis briggsae, 474 nucleotides. Gene Ontology annotation, biological process: dendrite morphogenesis; regulation of actin filament polymerization; regulation of filopodium assembly. The transcript has 4 exons. The coding region runs from base 1 to 474 and encodes 157 amino acids. Gene Ontology annotation, molecular function: actin filament binding; actin monomer binding. The record is from RefSeq and is a predicted model, not a curated record. Gene Ontology annotation, cellular component: dendrite; nucleus; filopodium tip. NCBI's taxonomy places the organism in Eukaryota, Metazoa, Nematoda, Chromadorea, Rhabditida, Rhabditidae.
AUGUCCUUCUCGUAUGCAUCAGUAGCAGAUCGAAUCUACUCAAGGCGGAGUUCGGAACUUUACGAUAAUAUUGCAUAUCUUCAUCAUCCGAGUGGUGUCACUGUCGUCGUUUUGAGAAGUAUUCCCGACAGUGAAGUCGUCUCUGUUGACUUUGGAAGCACAAAAAAGCACGGCGCCGAUCGGUCAACGAAUCAAGUGUCUGGAAAAGGGAAGAAGGGAGCCCUAAUUCUUCAAACCGACUCAAAAUUGUGCACUUUCAAGUGUAAAGAUGGGACGGAGCAUGUGGUGAGAGCCGGUGUUCGUGGGACUCUUGUAGAGAUGAACGAUCGCCUGAAAACGCAUCCAGACCUCAUCAGAACUGCCCCAGAUAACCAGGGCUUCAUCGCAAUCAUCACCUAUGGAGCCGGCGUCCGAGACACCGAUGGAAUGGGCGACUCGUUGCCGAAGAAGCGCCUCGUUUUGAAGUCGAAUUGA